This is a messenger RNA of Ilex paraguariensis (yerba mate), 474 nucleotides long. Lineage: Eukaryota; Viridiplantae; Streptophyta; Magnoliopsida; Aquifoliales; Aquifoliaceae. The record is from the annotation of a GenBank genome assembly.
AUGGAGAAUUCGGCUGCCGUGGAGUUAACGGUCGGCGGAGAUUGGGGGCUGCCGGAAGGUACACGUGUGCGCCGGAGAUUGGUUCAGUCGACAUUGUUUCCUCACAAGUCUCAGGAUAAUGGGAAAGAGAGCGUGGUUAAAGAAGAGGAAAAUUGUGGUGGGGAGGACGAUCAGGAGGAAGAGGAAGAGGAAGAGGAAGAGGAAGAGGAAGAAGAGUACUGUGGGAGUCAAAGUGAUAAGAAGAAGAGAAAGCGAAAAUCGAAGCCAAAGGCAAAGAAAACUCCUCAAUCGCGUGCUCCCAAGAAGUACAUAAGAUUCCCAAUUUUUGAGGGGUGCUCGGGGUGGGGAAUUAGAGUUACCAAAUUGCCAAUUUGCCUUAUGAAGCAUCAGUUGGUGGUGGCUGGCCAUCUGCCCUUUUUAGUUGCCUUCCAAGCUGGGUUUCGAGAUGACAUUUUCAUUGGCCAGACAUUGUAA